GCCGCGGCGCGCCAUGCUCUCCAUCACGUCGCUCGCCAGGCUCCUCCUCACCCUCCUCCGCUGCGUCCUCCUCAACCUCCCCGCCCCCGCCACCACCCACCACUUCUUCUUCUCCACCUAGCUCCCCCUCCCUUGCUCUCCCGCCGAUGCCGACCGGACCACUCCAGAGAUCUACCAGCAACAGCCUCGCCGCCUUGCUGCGCGCCGACCCGCCGCCCAAUGCCGGCGCCGGCUCUGACGCCGCCGCUAAGCGCACGAGGAGGCGGCGGCGGCGGAGGAGGAGCUGCCUCAGGCUGCCGAUAGGCGCUGCGGGGGCAUGCCGCGUCUGCGCCUGCGACGAGAUGGACCCCGCCGCGGCCCCGCGCCGUCGGGCCCCUGAGGAGAAGGAUGACGACGAGGGGGAGGAGGAGGAGGAGGAGGUCGUGCAGCCAGCGGUGCAAUGCUUCUCGUGGAAGAAGGGUGCUGCUGCUGCCCCGGCGAGCCACCGCCCGUCGGGAGCUGGGGAUGGUGACAAGGUGGUGGUGGUGGUGGCGGCGGCGGCGGCGGUCGAAGCGUCUCUUUCGGUGCUUCCCGACGACGUGAUGGAGAUGGUGCUCUGCCGCCUCCCGCUGGCCUCGCUCCUCGCCGCGCGCUGCGUCUGCACGCGGUGGAGGGACCUCACCGUCGCGCCGCAGUUCACGCGGAUGCGCCGCGAGGAGGGGCGGCCGCACCGGACGCCGUGGCUGUUCCUCUUCGGGGCCGAGGGGGACGGGUGGGGCGCCGCCGCCGCCGCCGGCACGGCCGUGCACGCGCUCGACGUGGCCGCGCAGCGAUGGUGCCGGGUAGGCGCGGACGGGCUCAGGGGGAGGUUCUUAUUCUCCGUAGCCGGCGUCGGCGACGAGCUCUACGUCGUCGGCGGCCGUUCGGGCGGCCUGGACGCCGGCUCGGUGGAGGCCAAGACCCACAAGGGUGUACUCGUGUACAGCCCUCUCGCCGGCGCGUGGCGGAAGGCCGCCCCGAUGCGGAGCGCGAGGUCUCGGCCGGUGCUCGGGGUGUUUGAGAUGUCCCUCGGCCGCCGCAUUCUCCAUGUCCGCGCCGAGAAGCAUGUCCACCACGCCAACACCGGCGGCGGCGGCGGCAAAUUCCGGCUGGGGGGCACCUCCGCCGUGUACGAGGACCCCCACCGUCUUUCCCUCCGCCGCCUCCGGCUCCGCGACGUGCUGAACGAGGACGCGGACUCCUUGGAGUUUGCUCCAUCUGAUGCCAAGAUCGCCGGAGGACAGGAAGAGGAGAGGAGAGCUCAGCCAAAGCUCGCGCUCAUCGCCGUCGGUGGGCGCGGGCGCUGGGACGAGCCGCUGGUGUCCGGCGAGAUCUACGAUCCGGUGACGGACAAGUGGUUUGAGAUCGCCGGCUUCCCCGCCGACGUCGGGCUCGCCUGCUCCGGCGCCGUCUGCGGCCAGAUGUUCUACGUGUACUGCGAGUCGGACACGCUCGUCGCCUACCACCUCGACAAGGGCUUCUGGUCCGUCAUCCAGACGUCCCGCCCGCCGCCGCGGCUCCGCGACUAUGCGCCGGCGCUGCUGUGCUGCUCCUCCCGGCUGCUGAUGCUCUGCGUCUCGUGGAGCGACCGCGACGGCGGCGGCGCGGCGAGCCGGCGGGAGAAGGUGGUGCGCAAGCUGUUCGAGCUCGACCUCGGCACGCGCCAGUGGGGCGAGGCGUCGUCGCACCCGGACGCGCCCAUGGACCCCAACGCGGCGUUCGCCGCCGGCGGGGACACCAUCUACUCCGUGGAGAUGUUCAGGAUCUUCGGCAAGGUGCUCGACUUCGUGACGGCGUGCCGGGUCUCCGACACCGACGACCGCAGGUGGUGCCGGCUUGCCCGGAAGAACGCCGCCGCCGACGCCGCCGCCAUGUCCAGCCGGCUGAAAUCCAUGGCGGCGCUGCACCUGUAAUUACAGCUUACAAUCUUACAUUUUUUACAUCAAAACCAAUGUUUGACAAUUUGUUAGUGUAAUUGACAUUUGGCAUCAUCUCUCUCCACCGAUUCGUUGUUCGUUUUCCCUGAUUGGACAAGCCAUUGCUGUGAUUAUCCAUACUGUUGUAUUGUUCUUUCGGUUUGGUUUGGUUUAUAUACAAGAUGUGAUCUUUCUAUGAUCCUGAUGUAAUUUACUGUCAAUUUUUUUAGCUGAU
This is a messenger RNA of Oryza brachyantha (malo sina), 2169 nucleotides long. Its product is annotated as F-box/kelch-repeat protein At5g42350-like. Gene Ontology annotation, cellular component: SCF ubiquitin ligase complex. The record is from RefSeq and is a predicted model, not a curated record. Lineage: Eukaryota; Viridiplantae; Streptophyta; Magnoliopsida; Poales; Poaceae. Gene Ontology annotation, molecular function: protein binding. Bases 147 to 1931 code for a protein of 594 amino acids. The transcript has a single exon.